AGGUCUAACAUCAUCAGGCAACAUGAAGAUUGUUAUCCUCGCCGUCGUUGUGGCCGUGGCCAGCGCCGCCCCCCAGUACGCCGCCCCUCAGGCACCUACUCGCUAUUCAGAGUCAAGUGAAGAGGUGGCCAUUCUGAGGCACGAUUUUGUACCUGGGGACGCCGGCGCUUACAAGCUUGAUGUGGAGACUGCCAACGGCAUCGUUGUAUCCCAGGCUGGCGCUCCCAGUGGCCCAGAGGGCGCUGUGGUCAAGACCGGACAGUAUUCCUACACUGCUCCUGACGGCACUCCCGUCGUUGUUAAGUUCGUCGCCGACGAGAACGGCUACCAGCCCCAGUCUGACCUGCUGCCAGUGGCUCCUGAGUUCCCCCACCCAAUCCCCCAGUUCGUGCUGGACCAGAUCGCCUUCGCCGCUCAGGAAGACGCUGCCGCCGCUCGCGGCAAGUCGGGUCCCUCUGCCAGCUACGGUGUUCCACAGUAAACAUAACUCUUAAAUUAUGAAGCGUCAUCCACCUAAUGUGUCAUCUGUUAAAGUUGUAUUUAUUAAAACAAAGAUGUUUAAUCAUUUCUAUUUCAAAAAUUAAACUGUAUGCACGUAAA
Molecule: messenger RNA, 600 nt
Organism: Procambarus clarkii (red swamp crayfish)
Lineage: Eukaryota; Metazoa; Arthropoda; Malacostraca; Decapoda; Cambaridae
Product: cuticle protein CP14.6-like
Cellular component (GO): chitin-based extracellular matrix
Molecular function (GO): structural constituent of chitin-based larval cuticle
Source: RefSeq, a predicted model, not a curated record